ACAUGAACAUGAUGCACUCGGGGCACGUGGGACACCGAGUUGCAGACACGGAGGGGGGGCACACCGGGAGGAGGACAGCCACCCUGCCAGGGGACACAGACGCAGAGUUGUUGUCCCCCCCAGCCCCGGGGUCCCCUCACACUCAGGGGGGGGGGGUUCCUGUGCUGCCGGGGGGGGUCUGUGAUCACACCUGGGGGAUGUGUGAACCCCCAGCACCCGCGUGUGCAAACGUGCAGCACCGCAGGUGCGGCUGUCCCUGCGUGCCCACGCGUGUGUCCCCCACCCCUCGGCUGCUCCUGCGGCCCCGGGGUCACCGGGACACUCAGCCAGUGCCAGGGGGAUGCUCAGCAUUCCAGGAAAGGACCGGGGGGUCCGGCAGGGGUCAGGGGGUGCUGAUUUGGGGGUGCUUCCCCCCUGCCCCCCCCCGGGGCCGGCUACGCCCUGACAGGGUGACACGGGACAGCCGGACCCGCCCGUUCCUCUUCCCCACACCAGGCAGCAGCGGCCGGAGCGCAGGCUCCCGGUGCAGUGGAGGGACCAUGGGGCUCCCCGCGGCCCCGCUCGUGCUGCUGCUGCUGCUGCUGCGCCCCGUGACCCCCGUGUCCACCGUGACCCCCGUGUCCACCGUGUCACCCUGUUGGGCCUUGGUGCCGGACUCUUCCGAAGACCUGAACCUGACCAACAGGAGCCGUGGAUGUGCCGAGCUGGACUUGGGGCAGUUCCGCCGGCAGCGCCGGCUGGUGCUGAGACACAACGGCAUCGAGGCCCUGAGCCCCGGGUCCCGCCUCGGGCCCGGCCUGGAGGAGCUGGACCUGGCGGAGAACCGGCUCCGGGAGCUGCCCGAUGGGUUCUUCGACAACGUCACGGCCCUGCGGACCCUGCGCCUGGAGGGGAACCCCCUCCCCGCCGUGCCCCCCGCCGCCUUCCAGCCCACCCUGAGCUCCCUGACCGUGUCCUGCCGCUGCGACGUUCUGGGCACCGUCCUGGCCCCCUGCGCCCGCGCGGGGAUCCAGUGCGUCUGCUUCACAUCCCACCGGGAUUCCUUCAACGUCACGGAAUUCCACGGCCGGGAAUGCGGGCUCAGCGUGGGGCUGGUGGCCGGGGUGGCCGUGGCGGCCGCUGCGGUGGCCGUGCUGGUGGCCGUGGGCGCUGCCGCGGUUUGUUACCGGCGGAGGAGAGCGGGAGCCCCGGUGGCCGACGUGGGAUGGGGGAAGCCGGAUCCCGCUGGAAACCUCCGGCAGCCCCGCUACAUCAGCCGGGACACCGGCGCCGGCACCGCCGAUCUCACCGACGCCCCCGACUACGAGAACGUCUUUGUGAGCCCCGGCACGGCUCCGGCUGCUGCGCAGGGAUGGGCUCCGGGAUGGCAGGAGCAGCGCUACAGCCCCCAGGUCCUGGUGGAUGAGGAUUAUUUCCUGGAGAGCACGGCCGAUCCCGGGGACCAGCCCAUCUACGCCAACACCCCGGGCCCCACCGAGGACGUCUACAUCAUUCCUGACCAGUGAGGGGCCGGGGGGACACUGAGAGGGCCGGGGGGACACUCUCUGUCCCCCACUGACACCCUUUCCCUGCUGUCCCCCAGCCCGGAGGGGACAGGGCCGGACAUCCCCCACAGCCGGGCCCACGUGUGGUUCCCGCACACACAUCCUGUGCGGACGCCUUUUGCAGGGGAUUUUUUUAACACCCCCUUCCCCGGUCCCCUCCUUCGCCCCAGUUCUCAACCUGGGGCGAGGGCUGAGCUGACAUUUCCUCCCGGGGCUGCGGCCACCGACCACAGGGACGCCCCGUGCCGCAUCCGCCGGCAGCCGGCACCGGAGUCCGGACCCGCACGGAGUCCCCGGAGCCGGCCGGAGGAGCUGGGGCUGGGGCUGGCCACGGCCUCGGGUUCCUCUUCCCCUUUUGGGGCCGAUGGAGGGCUGGGUGCUGGCGGUUGGGGACAUCCGGUGCCACCUGCGCCCUCUUUUCCUGCUGAAUCCGCCACUCCGGAGAACAAAGAAAAAGCUCUUUCUUUUAAUCCUCCUGGUGAGACCCCGAGCUGUUGGGCGCCAUGGGGACAUGGGGACACCAUGGCUUGUCUGGGUGUCCCCCCAGCCCCUGGGAGGCUUCACCGUGCCCCAUUAAAUGGUUUAAUUAUCUCUAA
This is a messenger RNA of Corvus hawaiiensis (hawaiian crow), 2140 nucleotides long. RefSeq lists its product as uncharacterized. Gene Ontology annotation, molecular function: protein binding. The record is from RefSeq and is a predicted model, not a curated record. NCBI's taxonomy places the organism in Eukaryota, Metazoa, Chordata, Aves, Passeriformes, Corvidae. Bases 3 to 1505 code for a protein of 500 amino acids. The transcript is spliced from 3 exons.